Messenger RNA from Cryptosporidium ubiquitum, 1266 nucleotides. RefSeq lists its product as uncharacterized. The coding region runs from base 1 to 1266 and encodes 421 amino acids. The transcript has a single exon. The record is from RefSeq and is a predicted model, not a curated record. NCBI's taxonomy places the organism in Eukaryota, Apicomplexa, Conoidasida, Eucoccidiorida, Cryptosporidiidae.
AUGAGUGAAAAUGAAAAAAAGGAAAGUAGCAUAAAUAAAUAUCAAAACAAUUUCCCACUAAUUUCUGAUUCUUCUACGUUAAGUAACGAAAUUGAAGCAAUCAAAUCUCUAAUUAAGGUUAAAGGAAAGCUAAGCAAAGGAAAAAAAUUACUGCUAGAAAACCAAAAACAUCAACAAAAGAAAGAACAAUAUGAAAAUGACAAUAGCAUACAAGAUUUAAAGAUUAAAAACCAACAAAUUUCAAAUGAUUACACUCCAAAUAUUAAUAUUCAAGAUAUAGCAAAAUCAAAAAUACGUAAUUACUUCACAUGUAUUAUGUGUAUAAAAUUGAAUUUUGAUGACGUGUUUACAAAAAAAAAUUCAGAAAUAAAAAUUGGGAAAUUAAAUUAUAAUGAGCUAUUAAUUAUAUUUGCACUAAAUAAGUUAACCCAAGUAUAUAAAAAUGUAUAUUACAAAAUUGGUAUUACUUCUGAUCAACCUAAAAUAUAUCCAACUUUUGAUUUCCCAGAAACUAAGAAAAUUCAUGAUGGACAAACUUUAUGUAAUAAAGAAUAUAAUUCUAUUAUUACCAAUAUUUCUUCUAACUCUGAGUUUAAUCUAAUUUUAAAUGAAAACUACAUAGUCAAUAAAAAAAUUGGACUACAUUUAAGUCUAACUAGAAAUCAUCAUAUAAGUAAAAAAUUGUCCUUCUCAUUUCUAAAAAACAUUAUAAAGAAAUUUAAUUACUGUCAAGUAAACUAUGAAAUUCCAGAAAUUGUUUUAAAAUCACAAAAAAUUAAAAUUCAAACAAAAUUAAAAUCCUUUUAUAUUUUUUUAGAUUAUGAUUCUAUUAUUAUCUUGAAAAAUACGUCUUUAUAUUCCGAAAAUACCACCAUUAAUGGUGGUAUUUUUGUAGCACUUCAAGUUCAUAAUGCAAGCAAAAUCACUUACUUGGAUCCUAUUAUUGAAAUGAUUGAUCAAGUUUGUGUUGAUUUAGGCAUACAGCCACUUUAUUCUGAAAGAGUUUUCCAUAUCUCCCUAUUUUAUAUCAAAAAAUCAGAUCUCUAUUUGAGCAAUACUAAUUAUCAAAAUUCAUAUAUCAGUUCUGGCAACAUACUUGAAACUUAUAGUUUUAAAGAUUACCUUGCAUCUAAACUCCCUUUAUCAUCCUCUACUAAUUCGUCUUCUAUUAAACUUUGCAGUUCUGGAAGUAAUAAUAUGAUCUGGAUCAAUCAAAUUGUUUUCAGAAUAGGUAUAUAUGAGUAUUACUUAAUUUUAGAAUCUUAA